This is a messenger RNA of Patella vulgata (common limpet), 4458 nucleotides long. RefSeq names its product importin subunit alpha-7. The transcript is spliced from 13 exons. Gene Ontology annotation, biological process: NLS-bearing protein import into nucleus. NCBI's taxonomy places the organism in Eukaryota, Metazoa, Mollusca, Gastropoda, Patellidae. The coding region runs from base 112 to 1722 and encodes 536 amino acids. Gene Ontology annotation, cellular component: cytoplasm; nucleoplasm; nucleus. Gene Ontology annotation, molecular function: protein binding; nuclear import signal receptor activity. The record is from RefSeq and is a predicted model, not a curated record.
AAGUGUCAUGCCCAGUGUCGAUCUGAGAAGAAGAGAGAAGAAAAGGAUCAAGCACGUUUUGUUCUAAAUUUUAUAAGGAAAAGCAGGAUAUACCAUCAAAAUCAUUAUUAAAUGCCAGCCGAGAUGACUGAUCCAAAUGGAAAUGCCAACCACAGACUCAAAUCCUACAAGAACUUGGCACUUGAUUCUUCAGAACUUCGUAGAAGACGAGAGGAAGAAGGUAUUCAGAUACGAAAACAGAAACGAGAUCAACAAUUGUUUAAACGACGCAAUGUCUCUAUGCCAGCUCCGGGGGAAGACAUGACAGUCGGUGAUAUACAGGAGAGCGCAAUAUCUUCAACAUCAGCUGGGGGAAUAACUCCAGAAAUGGUACAAGCAUUAUACAGUGAUAAUACAGAAGAUCAGGAAGCUGCUACCCAAAAAUUUAGAAAACUUUUAUCAAGAGAACCUAACCCACCAAUUGAUGAAGUUAUCCAUACUGGUAUGGUUCCACGAUUUGUGGAGUUUUUACAGCGAGAUGGAAGCUGGACUUUACAGUUUGAAGCAGCAUGGGCUCUAACUAAUAUCGCAUCUGGUACAUCACAACAAACCCGUAUAGUUCUAGAAGCUGGAGCGGUUCCUAUCUUUAUUAGGUUAUUGAGUUCAGAGAUUGAAGAUGUACAAGAACAGGCUGUAUGGGCGUUAGGUAAUAUAGCAGGUGAUAGUCCUGAUUGUAGAGAUUAUGUUUUAAAUGAAGGAAUACUGGUUCCAUUAUUACAAUUAUUAAGUAAAAGUACAAGUUUAUCAAUGACAAGAAAUGCUGUUUGGUGUCUAUCUAAUCUCUGUAGAGGUAAAAAUCCUCCACCCGAUUUUCAAAAGGUCUCUCCAGCCUUACCAGUUUUAGCUCGUCUGUUAUUCCACACGGAUAAAGACGUACUAGCUGAUGCAUGCUGGGCUUUAUCAUAUUUAUCUGACGGACCGAAUGAAAAAAUUCAGGCUGUAAUAGAUUCUGGUGUAUGUAGAAGAUUAGUAGAACUUUUAAUGCAUACACACCAGAGUGUUGUAGCUGCCGCGUUACGAGUUGUAGGUAAUAUUGUUACUGGUGAUGAUUGUCAAACACAGGUAAUAUUAAACUGUUCAGCAUUGCCAUGUUUGUUACAUCUAUUGGGUAAUAGUAAAGAAACAAUAAGAAAGGAAGCAUGUUGGACAAUAUCUAAUAUUACAGCUGGUAAUAGAGUACAGAUACAGGCUGUGAUAGAUGCCAAUAUCUUCCCUGUAUUAAUAGACAUAUUAGGUAAAGCUGAAUUUAAAACCAGGAAAGAAGCUGCCUGGGCUAUAACCAACGCAACAUCAGGUGGUUAUCCAGAACAAAUCAGAUUUCUGGUUGAUCAAGGCUGUAUACCACCAUUAUGUGAUCUUUUAACUGUAAUGGAUAGCAAGAUCGUCCAGGUAGCUCUAAAUGGUUUAGAGAAUAUUUUAAGACUGGGUGAACAAGACAAGAAGAACACGAAUAAUGUUAAUACAUAUGCUGUACUAGUAGAAGAAUGCUAUGGUUUGGAUAAAAUCGAGUUCCUACAAAGUCAUGAGAAUCGUGAAAUUUAUCAGAAAGCGUUUGACAUCAUUGAGAAGUAUUUCGGUUCGGAAGAAGAGGACAAAGCAAUUGCACCUCAAGUAGACGAGAAUAAUCAACAAUUUGCAUUUGGUGCCCCGGAGAAUGCCCAGAUGGGUGAAUUUAUGUUCUAGAAUAACUAUAGCCUUCCGUUCUUUACGAUCGAUCGAGAUUAUCCAGCAUUUUCUACUGAGAAUAAAGACUGUCCUCAGGUCAGUCUUCUUGUUUCCAUGGAAACUGUUAUGGACAGAUUGUGCUGCCAUAGUUCCUUGGAAAUGUAAUCUACUUGUUUGCCAUGGUAACCGAGGAUUUUGAACCUCGUUUCCAAGUGUUAUUGUGAUAUUUGAUUGGAAUCAAAACGCCAAUUAAAGACAUUAAACUACGACCCAAUGUCCAUGGGUUACUUUUUUAGUGCCACAAGAUUUUUCCGUAAAAAAUGACAAGAGACUUGUGCUUUACAGAAUACAACAUUGGCGUCGUUGACAGUGGUGCCAACUAUCAACUUUAAUUUCUUCCGGAGGAAAUGUUAAAAUGAUUGGAUGAUGUCGAAAAAAAAUCCAAGAUCUUACUAAAUAUUGCUACUAAUAAAAAAAAAACGAAUAAGAUUUGUUGAUACUGAAUUUGUUAAAUAUGUAAAUUGAGAAUAAAUUUAUGUUGAAGUUUUAUAGGGCUUCACCAUAGCUGUAAUCUUUAUGAGAAUGGUUUUUGUUGCUAUGGUUCCCAAUAUGUUCACAUAAUAAUAUAUCUUUUAGGAUGUUCCAUGUAGAAUUACUUAGGAUUGAAUGGGGUGGGAAUGACACUUUUUUAUAGAUCCCAUCUACCAGCAAAAUAUCUAGAUUUAUUUACCCUUCUGCAAAUAGACAUUUUUUUUUUUAUAAAUUGCAUGUAAAACAUGCUGACAAUUUUUCAAGAUGCUGUCUACUAAUAGAAUAUAAUUUUUCUAAUGCCAGAUCAUUUUGAAAAGUGACAUUCCCUCCUACCCAGGUAAUAACUAUGACAGUGAACUCAAACAUCAGUGUUGAAUUGUAUAUUAUUCAAUGGCCUCUAUACAGAUUUUAAAUAAAUUGUUUAAGCAGCAUUUGGUAAUUAAGAAUAAAACAUGACAAAAACAUGGAAUACAAUUGACUUACAUAUUUAUUUCUGUUCUUGCCUUUCUCAAGUAUGAAACAUCACCAGAAAUAAACACCCAAGUAACUUUUAAUCCAGUAUGUCAUGUUUUAUUUCGACUUGAAAGUAAUGAGAGAUGAAGAGUAUUUUUCACAUAUUUCUUUUCUUUCAAGUAUUCAUUCUAAAAUAAAUAAUGGAACAGUAAUUGGUCAAAUAUGUUACAUGUACCUUUAUAUUAUUGAUGGAAACUUUAAGUUUUGAUGAAACCUUUAUUAUUAUUAUUAUUAUUUUGACGUCAUACAAGUUUCUUUCCAGUAUGGUGGAGACAAGCAACCAAUAAUGAUUCUCAGAUAUAUAGGUGCUGAAAUUCUGGGUCUAAUUAAAUUUAUAGUUAUUUUGACUUUCUAUUUCUAGAAACGAGUUAAAGACAAAAGAAAAUUGUUCAUAAUAUUUUUGAUUAUAUUGAAAUUGGAUGAUACGUUUCAUAUAUCAUCCAUUUUAUGAUUCUUACAAUUAGGUACUAUUUUUGUCAUAAUUAACUUGAAUCUCUGGUAAGAGAUGUCAUCUGCUUUUGUUAUAAUAUUUAAAUCUCAAAUUUAUAAUUGUUAAAUAUUUUAUUCAAUUUCAUUUUGUCAAGAACUAAAUGAAAUAUUUCAAUUUAAAAUUUUAUUUCGUAAAUUUGAUUGUAAUUGGCUUCGGUAGAUCAGGUAAAUAAGUAUUAAUGCAGGAAGUAGUCACAAAAACCCUGAGCUGUUUUUAAAAUCAUAGAGCUGCAUAAGUGAACUGGGCUAAAGCAGUCAAUGAAAUGAGAAAAAAAAAAUAAUAACAUAUUGUUGUAGUCAUAUUCCCAGGCCCAACUCUACAAAACAUACCUCUAGUUAUAGGCUCAUGGAAAUUGGAUUUUUUUUCACGAAAAAAAUCUAUUGAACUUAAAAUCUUCAUGAUUUUUUAAGCCCAGUUACCAAGGUAAAAACCACAGGGCUGACAAGGAAAGUGUGGUUAGUAGUUUGGAUGGGACAAAAAAAAACAAACAAUGAGUUCCACCUUGGUGUACAGUGCAUGUAAAAAUACCCUUGAUAGUUGGAUUUCGAUGAAGAAUAUGCAGAAACUAUCCAGGCAAUUUACACCUCCUUCGCACUGCUCACAUAACCAUUGAAAAUAAUAAGCAUAUAUAAAUCUCAAAAUGAACCUUCGUGCAGAUUACUUUUUCUUGAUAUAAGUAAAACUACAUAUUAUUUUCAUUAGGCUUAUUCAGCUACUGAAAUGACCUGGACUCAACCAAUCUCAUCACUGAGAGGACCUAAUCAAGAUUUGACCCAAGGUCAAGUAAACUUCCAAAAAGUUAAACAACAAAAAGAAAUGUUGCAUUGCUGAUGAAUUUUUUCGUCUGACUUUAUCUAUGUUUUGUUCAGCAGGGUCAUUGUGUAGUUCUUAGAGAAAUCUUACAUAUCUGCUAAAGACUCUUUGAUCUUUAAAGUUACUACUAUUUUAAACUAAUAAACAGUAUGACAUACAUGUAUGUAAAUCUGAAGAAAAUAUCAAUUAAGUUUCUCUGAAAGUCAUACCAAAAUCAAACUUUCUUUGAACUAGUUAGAUAAGCUAGCUGCUAUAGAUAAGUCCGUAAUAAUAGAAAACAUUGUGUAAAUGAAAAAAUACACAUUGAUGCCAAAAUUUGUUAAAAAAUAAAAUGGAAGAAAUUUGUUUUAGCUUUCUUGUCUAUUUAAUAAUAUCCUGUAAACAAAAUAAAAACUUUGCUGCAUUGA